CUUCUCGGAGUUAUAGUAUCCAAUCGUAGCCCAUUUCAUCCGACCCGUCCCGUCGGCUUCGAUCAACUUUUUGUUAGGGUUUUGCAGAGGGUUUUAACUUGUAAGUCAAAAAUUUUUAACCAUCUUCACGAAAACCAGAAAGUAGCAUUUGUUCCCCUAAAGUUGCAUGGAUCCUUCAACGUUUAAGUCGUCUCCCGAAUUGCAGCAACUUCUCAAUCAAGAGAAGGAAAGGGCCAUGGUCAAUGAAGUAGUUGCAAAGCUUACAAGUUCCUGCUGGGACAAAUGCGUGACUGGUACUCCCGGAAGCAAGUUCAGCUCCAGUGAAUAUAAUUGUUUAAGUCACUGUGCAAAACGAUACAUGGAGAUGAGCAUGCUCAUAAUGAAACGGGUUCAGAGCAUGCAGUGAAGAAAGAUUGGCUUUAUAAAAUGAACUCCAUAAUCUUUUUUGCUUCCUUCAAAGAAAUUUGUAGUAAAAAUUUUCUUCUUGCACAAUACAGUUCAUGUGGUGUUGUUACUGAUGUGUUACAAAAUUACUAAAUUCUGAGAGACGCUCUCAUUUUUAUUUUAUUCAUUUCUUUCCCUUCACGAGAAAGGCCAUUGAUAUA
This is a messenger RNA of Solanum pennellii, 605 nucleotides long. Its product is annotated as mitochondrial import inner membrane translocase subunit TIM8-like. The coding region runs from base 167 to 406 and encodes 79 amino acids. The record is from RefSeq and is a predicted model, not a curated record. The transcript is spliced from 2 exons. Lineage: Eukaryota; Viridiplantae; Streptophyta; Magnoliopsida; Solanales; Solanaceae.